Messenger RNA from Coccomyxa subellipsoidea C-169, 1626 nucleotides. RefSeq names its product amine oxidase. The record is from RefSeq and is a predicted model, not a curated record. Gene Ontology annotation, molecular function: oxidoreductase activity. NCBI's taxonomy places the organism in Eukaryota, Viridiplantae, Chlorophyta, Trebouxiophyceae, Coccomyxaceae. The transcript has 10 exons. Bases 1 to 1626 code for a protein of 541 amino acids. Gene Ontology annotation, biological process: carotenoid metabolic process.
AUGCUGGCUCAGAGGAGGAAGCUGCUGCAGUACCUACGUCGGUCAAACUUUGAUGCCUACUCGAAAAUGCUGUCGAGUCUGGGUUUGAAGGACACCUACGCAAAACAGCCAACCCCCAGCGGGCGCGACCGCAGCCAUACCACUGACUAUGUCAUCAUUGGCUCGGGCAUUGGAGGUCUCUGCUGCGCAGCGCUGUUGGCCAAGUACGGCUACAGCGUGACUGUGUGCGAGAGCCACUACCAUGCGGGCGGGGCAGCGCACUCCUUCGAGGUGCAAGGCUACCAAUUUGAUGCAGGGCCGUCCUUCUUUGCCGGUCUCAGCGGCGAGGCCGGGGGAUCCCCCAACCCCCUCAAGCAGGUGCUGGACGCUGUAGGGGAGUCUGUGGAGUGUGCUGUGUAUGACCGGUGGGUAACGUACACGCCGGAGGCGACAUUCCAGACGGUGUGCAAUGCGGAGCGCUACGCAGCGACUAUUUUAGAGCAGGGGGGGCCAGAAGCAUUGCAGCAAUGGCGGGCCCUGGAGAGGGAGAUGGCGCCGUUGCAGCAAGGGGCCGCCACCUUCCCUGCAGCUGCCCUGCGCAGCGACCUUGGUGUACUGCUGACAAUGCUGCGAUUCUUUGGGCCGUCGCUGGCAAAAACAGGGCUAGUGGCACCGAAGCUGACGGCGCCAUUCGCCAAGAUUGUGGACAGAGUUGUGACUAACACCUGGCUCAGACGCUUCCUGGACCUGGAGUGCUUCGUGCUCAGUGGCAUGCUGGCCAAGGACACGAUCUGCGCGGAGAUGGCCUUCAUGCUGAUGGAGCGAAACAGGGCAGGGUCAACGAUCGAUUACCCUUUGCAGGGGUCGCGCGGUAUUGUGGACGCCCUAGUCAGGGGCAUUGAGAAAAGCGGCGGCCGGAUCAUGCUGCGCGCUCGCGGGCAGGAGAUAAUCCGGGCGCGCAGGGCGGUGAUUAGUAAUGCGUCCGUCUGGGACACUCAGCGGCUGCUGCCGGCCGGGGCCGCCCCCGCCAGCUGGCGCCAGGAAGCCAUGACAACGCCCCAGACCGGCAGCUUUGUGCAUCUCCACCUAGGCAUCAAUGCAGAGGGGUUGCCAGCCGAUCUGGAUUGCCACCAUCUCAUAGUCAACUCCUGGGAGGAUUUGGAGGCGCCACAGAAUGUGUGCAUAGCAUCAAUCCCCACAGUCUUCAACCCGCGGCUUGCGCCCCCGGGCAAAGCACUUGUGCAUGCGUACACUGCCGGCAAUGAGCCCUACUCUGCCUGGGAGGGCCUCGACAGCAACAGCGAGCAGUACAGGCAGCUCAAGGAGGAGCGGUCUGAGGUGCUGUGGCAAGCUCUGGAGAGGGCUAUCCCAGACGUGCGUGAGAGAGCGGAGCUGGUGAUGGUGGGAACGCCCCUAACCCACGAGCGCUUCUUGAACAGGCACCGCGGAACCUACGGCCCCGCCAUCUCCGCAGCUUCCGGCAACUUCCCCGGGCCGCAGACCCCCAUCCCCGGCCUGUACAGGUGCGGGGAUUCAUGCGCGCCCGGCAUCGGCGUCCCGGCGGCUGCGGCGAGCGGCAUGAUCACAGCAAACACUCUGGCGCCAGUGCAGAAGCACCUGCAGCUGCUCAACGCACUCGGCUUGUGA